AUGAGGUCGUCUCACACGGGCUUGCCCACGUCCCCCAAACCCCGCGCGCCCUGCCCUGCCGUGCUGCAGGUGGUGGUGCUGACUCACGCGUACGGCGACCGAGUGGGAGUGCGCUACCUCACCAACGGCCUCAAGGUCUACUACGCGCCGCGCCGCCCCGUGUGGCUGCAGGCGACACCCCCGUCGCCGCUGCCGUGUCUGUCGCUGCCUUUGUUCCGCGCCAUUGUGGAGCGCGAGCGCAUAGCCAUCGUGCACGCUCACCAGAGCUUCGCCCCCAUGUGCCACGACGCGCUGCUGCACGCCCCCACGCUCGCCCGCCGCGCCGUCUUCACCGACCACUCGCUGUGCGGCUUCGCUGACGCCGCCAGCAUCCACAUGAACAAGCUGCUGCAGUUCUCAACAGCCGGCAUCCACGCGGCCAUCUGUGUGUCGCACACGAGCAAGGAGAACACGGUGCUGCGCGCGCAGCCCUCGCUGCCGCCCCACCGCGUGGCCGUCAUCCCCAACGCCGUCGACGCCAACAACUUCCUCCCCGACCCCCUCCACUGCCCAAAGCCCCCCGCUGCCCCCGCUGCUACUGGGGAAGCUGCUGCUGCUGCCAGUGCUGGUGUGCGCAACGGGGGGGCAGGAGAGCGAGCAGCGCGGGAGGAUGGAGAAAGGGGUGUGGAGUAUCGGGGGAGCGCCGCGCCAUGCAGGGCUGCAGGCGGUGGCGCAGCAGCAUGUGCAGGUGACGUGGAGGCAGGGGGGGCAGUGGGGCAGAGAGAGGCAGUGGAAGCUGGGGGGAGAGGGGAGGAGUCAGACAGGGAGGGAGGGGCAAGGGAAGGAUCGAGGGGCAGAGAGGGGGGGGAGGCAGGGACAGCAGCAGCAUGCAUAGUAGCGUCCUCAGCACACCCGGCAGCAGCGGAGGUGGCAGGAAGGGUGGGGGCGGCAGGAGCAGGAGGGCACAGCGGCAUGGUAGAGCAGUCAGGGCAGGACGUGGGAGGCAGCACGGAGGGCGGGGUGGAGGCGAGGGGGGAGGGGGGCAUGGCGGCGAGCAUGGGGGGUGGUACGGAGAGGGUGGGGGAAGGGUCGGAGAUGGAGGUGGUGAUAGUGGUGAUCAGCCGCCUCGUGUACCGCAAGGGCGCUGACCUGCUCGUAGAUGUCAUCCCCGCCGUCUGCACCCGCUUCCCCAAGGUGCCUGCGCCUGUGCGCGCUGCUGCUGUCAUGGCGUGGCGUGCGGUGGAUAAUAGGUGGCGACGGCGCGAAGAGGGGGCGGUUGGAGGAGAUGAGGGACCGCCACGGGCUGCACCACCGAGUCACCAUGCUGGGCGCCGUGCCGCACAGCCAAGUGCGCCACGUGCUCGUGCAGGGCCACAUCUUCCUCAACAGGUGCCCGCUCCUCCCUCCCCUCCCUCCCCUCCCUCCCCUCCCUCCCCUCCCUCCCCUCCCUCCCCUCCCUCCCCUCCCUCCCCUCCCUCCCCUCCCUCCCCUCCCUCCCCUCCCUCCCCUCCCUCCCCUCCCUCCCCUCCCUCCCCUCCCUCCCCUUCCCCCUCAUCGCCCCUUACGCUCGCUCGUCCUCAUGCUGUGCUCGCAGCUGCUGAUGACAAGAAGUUGCAUGUCAGCCCCGCGCCCCCCUCGAAAAGCCCACGCCCUCAAUGCACAUCCCAGUUGCACCACAUCGCUUCUGCAUUGUUCUCGUACUUUUCAAUCCAGCACCAAUCUGGUUUUCCUCUCGCUCUUCGUUGUUAUCACUGCUCUUCUCAUCUCGCCGCUGUCACCUAUCACCCACCUCUCUCCUCACAGCCCUCUGCACCGCCCCUAUCUCGCCCUCUGCACCGCCCCUAUCUCGCCCUCUGCAUGUGUGCCUCACUUUGCCCACUCACUUCCCUCUCCUCUCCCCUCAUCUCCACUCUUUUCUCAACCUCCGACCUCCCCCUUGCCCAUCCAUCCCUCUCAAAGCACGCACGCUGCUCAACGCUGCAUGUCGUGCCUCACCCCUCGCCCUUUCGUACCCACCCUGCCCCUCUCACUCCCCACCUGCCCGCCCCAUACCCUCACCCCUCCCCCCCCCCCAGCUCGCUCACGGAGGCCUUCUGCAUCGCCAUCCUCGAGGCUGCCUGCUGCGGCCUCUUCGUUGUCGCCACCCGUGUUGGGGGCGUGCCGGAGGUGCUGCCACCGGACAUGAUGCUGCUGGCGGACCCCAACCCGCCUGACAUCGUGGACGCCAUCGCACACGCCAUUCAGAUCGUGCCACGUGUCAACCCCCAGGCCAUGCACGAGCGGGUGUCGCGCAUGUACAGCUGGCACGACGUGGCGGAGCGCACGGAGCGCGUCUACGACCGCGUCAUGGCCAUGCCACUCGACGACCUGCCCACCCGCCUCUCCAGGUACUACGCGUGUGGGGUGGUGGCGGGCAAGGUGUUCUGCCUCAUCGUGCUGCUCAACUCGCUGCUCGCCGCCCUCCUCGCCCUCCUGCAG
Molecule: messenger RNA, 2457 nt
Organism: Closterium sp. Naga37s-1
Lineage: Eukaryota; Viridiplantae; Streptophyta; Zygnematophyceae; Desmidiales; Closteriaceae
Source: the annotation of a GenBank genome assembly